ACCGAAAUAGAACGCACGAGCUAACGAGCUAGACUCGUUUUUGUUAUAAAUAUCGCCGAAUCAAUAACAAGAAUUUCCACACUCCUUUUCCUGAUCUCUUUCUUUCCUUCUUUGAUCUUUCUGAUCUUCCUUCUAGCUUGCGCCAUGGAUCCCGACAAGUACCGCCGCCCAAGUGCUUACAGUCCAAGCUUCUGGGCGACGAACGCUGAGGCUCCCGUUUUUAACAACGACUCAGCCGUAACCCACGUUGGACCCAUAGGUCCAAUUCUUCUUGAAGGAAAUCAUCCGGUUGAAAAACCUGCCAACUUUGAGACUAGGAAGUCUGUUGUCCGUGCUAGAGGACCCAGUCCGAAGUUAUUUGAGGAUACAACUUCUAUAGAAACAACAAGGCAUGGAGGAACCAUCACGUGGGAUAUUUAUUCAGAACAACAUGGACGUGUGCAGUUUGGGCCAACUCUUACCAGGCAAACUAGUCAGCAUUCGAUACCAACUUCUAAGCAAGAAAAUUGUAUAUCUAAGGGAGAGUUUGAUAAAAUGCGGGAUGAAAUAACCAAGUUGCAGGACUUAAUAAAAACCUCCAUGGAUGCACAGGUUAAGACUCACGCUUCAAGAAAAAAUCAAAUAGAUGAUGAAGAAGAUCAUGAAGAAUAUGAGGAAUUUGAAAAAGAUGAAGAAUAUGAGGAAUUUGAAGAAUAUGAAGAAUAUGAGGAAUUUGAAGAAUAUUAAGAAUAAGAAGAAUAUUAAGAAGAGGAAGAGUAUAGUAUUAAUAUAGUAUGGUAUUAUGACCUUAUCUAUAUUAUUGAAGUUAUUGGAGGUGUUAUUGACAUAUUAUCGAUCUUUCAAUGUUGUUCAUCGGAUGUUAUUAUUAUUUUUGGAAUAUAGCGAAGUAAACUUUUGUGUUUA
Molecule: messenger RNA, 903 nt
Organism: Carya illinoinensis
Lineage: Eukaryota; Viridiplantae; Streptophyta; Magnoliopsida; Fagales; Juglandaceae
Exons: 5
Coding region: 145-726 (193 amino acids)
Source: RefSeq, a predicted model, not a curated record